GAUCUCCUUUCAGGAGCCAGCGUCUGGCCAAUGCCUCAACUCUUUUAAUUUAAAACUGUGUAUAUAAAUUAUUUUUACUCGUUUGUUUACAAAUAUUGCGACUAUAUUUUGUUUUUUGGAGCUCCGCACUGCGGGAUUUGGUCCCUGUGUUCCCCCCUACCCCGGAGCUCAGGCGGAUUGUCCUCCCCUCUGGAUGAAAGGAUUCCUGCCGCAUUUUUGUCGCUGCAACGUGGACUUUCAGCCCUCCAGCUCACGGGAGAGUCGCAGCCCGCCUCUGGAUUAAAACAAAACAAAGUCCCAGCUCCAGCCGGUCCGUGGUGGAUUAUUAUUCCAGAAAUGCUGCUGUCCAAGCUGAAUUCUCUGGCCGCAGACAUGCCGGCGAAGAUCCAGCUCCAGGUUCAUCAAGUGAAGGAGAAGGAGCCGUUCGAGAAGCUGUACCAGGUCGGCGCGGUGCUGGGAAGCGGCGGCUUCGGGACCGUCUACGCCGGCACGAGGAUUUCCGACGGAGUUCCGGUCGCUGUUAAGCACGUAGCCAGGGACAGGGUCUCCGAGUGGGGAGAACUGCCGAGCGGCGCGCGGGUUCCGAUGGAGAUAGUUCUGCUGAAGAAGGUCGGGACGGGCUUCCGCGGCGUCAUCAAGAUGCUAGACUGGUUCGAGCGGCCGGACAGCUUCAUCAUCGUCAUGGAGAGACCCGAGAACGUCAAGGAUCUGUUCGACUUCAUCACCGAGAGGGGGGCCUUACCGGAGGAGCUGGCGCGGAGCUUCUUCCGCCAGGUGCUGGAGGCCGUGCGCCACUGCCACAGCUGCGGCGUGGUGCACCGGGACAUCAAGGACGAGAACAUCCUCAUUGACCUCCGCACCGGGGAGAUGAAGCUCAUCGACUUCGGCUCCGGGGCUCUGCUGAAAGACACCAUCUACACGGACUUUGACGGUACACGAGUGUACAGUCCACCUGAGUGGAUCAAGUAUCACCGCUACCAGGGGCGCUCUGCCACUGUGUGGUCUCUGGGUAUCCUGCUAUAUGACAUGGUGUGUGGGGACAUCCCAUUCGAGCACGACGAGGAGAUCACCCGGGGUCAGGUUCUGUUUCGGAGGAGAAUCUCUACAGAAUGCCAGCACCUCAUCAAAUGGUGUCUGAGUCUGCGACCGACUGACCGGCCGUCCUUCGAGGACGUCAUCAACCACUCGUGGAUGCAGAGCACCGCCUCUUCGGGGGUGUCCACGGCGCAGACGGAGAAGACGACCACGGAGAUCCGACUGCACAGCAUCAGCCACGAGCCCAGCUCCUUCACGCCACCCCCCGUGGGCGUGGCGCGGUGAUGGCCGUUCGCACUGUUCUGGACUGAACACUGUCUGAAGGACUAAUAGCCGAGACUGCGUCGCCGCCCAACCAGGAGGCGCCUCGCCCUGAGGGGCCGCUCCACGCCGUCCUCCUGUGGGACCGGGUUGAACACUGGUCGUCCUGCUCAACAGCUCCCGGGCAGUAAGGACUCCUCUGGCUGCAGCGCCCUGCACUUCUUCCUCCUGAUUCCCAAAGGCAGGAGAUGCAAGAUUUACAGGCGUUUGUCACAGAGGAGCUGCUCGUUCUGGAGAAAGUGCCUUCUUAGAGAUGGGGGGGGGGAAGGGGGGCCUGAUGAUACUUGAACCUGAGAAAUCAAAAAGGCAAAGGAACCUUUUUGCUUCCUUACAAGGCUUUAUAUUUGUUGCUGUCAGUUUUAGUUUUUUCCUCUCAUGGGCCUAGAUCAGUGAAGCCUGUGCCAGUUUUACAAUCACUACUUCCACCACCACCACUACUCCCGUCGCCAUUAGCAACCACACAACCUCCUGGUAGCAGCCAAGUCAUCCACAACAGGAAACACUGGACUUACCUCAAUCCUGCGUCCACACCCCUCCUCCACCCGUCGCGCUUCUUCCGUUCCACGCCGGCAUCCGCCGAAACGCACCGAACAAUGCAAACGUCGGCAUACCGGCGCGCCUCUGCUCCAUCCUCCGCUUCAACUCUAGUGGGAAGAAAAAAACUGUAAAUGAGAAAGAUAUUUAUUAUCAAUGCUGUGACUCAUCUUCCAUCUUAAAGGAUUUUUGUUUAAUUUUUUUUUGGGUCGCAGUGUUUAUUUAUUUAUUUAUGAAAGCAUUUUUGGCUGUGUGUCCCACAGCCAGCGAAGGGCCCACGAUUUAUUUAAGAGGAAAUGCAAGUUUGAUUAUAUUCUUUCUUUUCAUAUUUAUGGAUGGAAAAUUUCACAAGAGCAGGCGUACGUUGGUCUAUGCCGUGUAAAUAAAGUGUAAAUAAUUCACAGAAACACUUCCAUUUUCAUGUACAUAAACAUCUACUGAUGGUGGCUGGUGUUACGCCGUUGUGUGAAUGUUGUUGUUUUUUUCCACUCACUCAAAUUAGAAUUGUAAAUUGUGUUAGAAAGUUAUUUUUAUACGAUUCCAAUAAAUAUUUUUCUUUAACGAUGACA
Oryzias latipes (Japanese medaka) is the source of this 2459-nucleotide messenger RNA. RefSeq names its product Pim-1 proto-oncogene, serine/threonine kinase (gene pim1). Gene Ontology annotation, biological process: negative regulation of apoptotic process; protein autophosphorylation. Gene Ontology annotation, cellular component: cytoplasm. The record is from RefSeq and is a predicted model, not a curated record. Gene Ontology annotation, molecular function: protein serine/threonine kinase activity; ATP binding. NCBI's taxonomy places the organism in Eukaryota, Metazoa, Chordata, Actinopteri, Beloniformes, Adrianichthyidae.